Molecule: messenger RNA, 3623 nt
Organism: Electrophorus electricus (electric eel)
Lineage: Eukaryota; Metazoa; Chordata; Actinopteri; Gymnotiformes; Gymnotidae
Gene: vwa2
Product: von Willebrand factor A domain containing 2
Biological process (GO): calcium-independent cell-matrix adhesion
Cellular component (GO): basement membrane
Molecular function (GO): calcium ion binding
Source: RefSeq, a predicted model, not a curated record
AUGGCCUGUAGGCGGGGGCGCCAGUGCAGCACACAGCCUGUGGGGCGAGGGCUAGGCGAAGAAUCACUGGACCUGUUGAGAGGUUUCCAACAAUGUGCUCGGGCAGCCAGCUACAACUCUUCCUAGCAAUCCUGCUCACUCGAGCGUGUUCUGGUUUUGCUGUGCAGGAGAUCCAGACUGACCACGAAACCAUUCUGAAGAUCAAUGCUGCUGGACAGAUUAUGCAGUGCUCGGCAGCCAUGGAUGUCCUGUUCGUGAUGGAUGGCUCCUAUAGCGUUGGGAAAGGUGGCUUUGAGAGGUCCCGCCACUGUGUCCUAAAGCUGUGUGAGGCUCUGGACAUUGGCCCUGACAUGGUGCGGGUCGGGGUGCUCCUGUUCAGCUCCUCCCCCAGGCUGGAGAUCUCUUUGGACUCCUAUGGCAGCAGAGAGGAGCUGAGGAAACGCAUCAAGAAGAUCCAGUACAGAGGAGGGAGUACUCAGACAGGUCUGGCUUUGAAGUACGUCUUGAAGAAGGGGUUUCCCAGCAGACACAACUCCACCGUGCCUCGUGUUGUUGUCCUCCUCUCUGAUGGAAAGUCCCAGGGUGCUGUGCAGCUGGCUGCCUCAGAGCUUAAGCAGACUGGGGUCUCUCUGUUCGCCGUGGGCCUUCGAUAUCCCAGGUGGGAAGAGCUGCACUCUCUGGCCAGUAUUCCCACAGAGAGUCACGUUUUCUUUGCUGAGCAUGUCCUGGAUGCUGUGAACGGGUUGUGCACGGCCCUCACCGCUGCCUCCGCCUGCUCGGCCGUCCCCUCAGGGUGCAGGGUGGAGUCUUAUCCCUGUGUGCAGAAAACCCUGGAGACAGUGAAGGAGCUGCAAGGCAGCUUCAUGUGCUGGAAGGGCACCAGGGGCUACUUUCCAUACACCUCAUUAUGUCCCUACUACAGAUAUACCAACGCUUACAAGCCAUUCCCCACUGUCUGUCACCGAACAGUAUGUUCAGACCCUUGUGAUUCCCAGCCGUGUCAGAAUGGGGGGACAUGUGUGUCCGAGGGACUGGGGAAGUACCACUGCGAGUGUCCUACAGGUUACGGUAGUGACCCCAGCUGUGCUCCUCUGCUCACACUGGACUGCUCUGUGGACAUGCUCUUCCUGGUGGAGAGUUCGAGCGCCCUGACGCUGGAGGGCUUCCUGCGCUUCAAGUCCUUCCUGAAGCGCUUCGUGCAGGCCGUGCUGACUUCGGAAGCCCCCGUGAAGGUGGGCCUGGCCCAGUACAGCGCCGAAGCCAGGGUGGAAGCCAGGCUGGGCCAGUACAGGGACCCGGUGAAGCUGGCGCAGGCCGUGGAGGCUCUGCGGUACCAGAGCAGGGAGGCGAAGACAGGCGAGGCCCUGCGCUACGUCACGCGCCACGGCUUCCAGAGCUCCCCCGUGUACGCUGAUGUCCAGGAUGACUUGCCUCGCGUGCUGGUGCUCCUCACUGGCACACCGUCGGCAGACGCGGUCGUGGAGCCGGCCAAAUACGCGCGGGACAGGGAGGUGUUCAUCAUCGGCAUCGCGCCGGACAGGAUGAAGGCCGAGGUCAACAACAUCACGGGAAACCCCCAGCGCACCAUCACAUUCAGCUCUCCGGACAGGCUGAUGGCCAAGAUCCCUGAGCUCAAAGCCAAGAUCUGCAGCGUGGACAGCCAGGGUUGUCUGGGCCAGGCGGUGGACCUCGUCUUUGUCCUGGACGCCUCUGGAAAUGUGGGGAAGGACAACUUUGUCCACCUGCAGGACUUUGUGCGCAGCGUCUCAGUGCAGUUCGACGUGAACCGCGACGUGGCUCAGCUGGGGCUGGUGGUGUUCGGCCGGCGGCCGGUCACCGUCUUCCAGCUGGACGGCCACGCCUCGGGCUCGGCCGUGCUGGCUGCCGUGAGCAAGGCGCCCUUCCUCGGGGGGAGGGCAUCCACAGGUUCGGCGCUGCUCCACGUGCACUCUCACAGCUUGACGGUGGGCAGGGGUGCACGGCCGGGCGUGGCCAAAGCCGUGGUGGUGCUGACGGACGGCUCGGGGGCGGAGGACGCGGCCGUGCCCGCCCAGCAGCUCCGCGACAGCGGCGCGGCCGUGUUUGUCGUCGGCACAGGGGACACGCAGCACGACGGCCUCGUGCGCAUCGCCGGCUCGGAGGAUCACGUGAUCGUGGUGCCUUCCUACGAAGACCUGAAGUACUCGGAGGAUGUGCUGGUGCAGUUGGUUUGUGCAGAUGCGAAGAAAACCGUGGACCCAUGCAGGCCCAACCCCUGCAUGAAUGACGGUGUGUGCGUCCUAUCAAACCGGAGCUACCGCUGUGACUGCCAGGGGUGGGAGGGCCCCCACUGUGAGACGCAAAGCAGACGCCUACCCUCCAGAGGAGAUCUCCCCAGAGCCGCCAGACAGAGGAGUCCACAGCACCUCUAUAGAGAGCAGCGCAGGGGACACGUUGGUCGAUUGCAAUGAUCAAACAGAUAAAACGUGCACAUGCACACGCAUUAAGAAAAUUGGCAUUAUUACUAAAAGAGUACCAUCCUAAAAGAGUGCCAUCUUGCCAAACAGGAUAAAGGGAAACACUUAAAAGGAAGCAUGUGUUCUGUGAGAUUUAGACUGGCUCACUGUCAACUACCUAGUGCAGGAUGACAGGAUACAGGGGGUGUGGGGGGUGUUUGGGCCUGCUGCUACUCCUACCCAGCAUGCACUAGUGAACAUAUCAUUACGCUCACAGUGAGGGAGGUGAAACUCCCACUUCCUUUCUGUUUGUUUAAAGUUAAGAGUGCAGUCAUGAAAGCGGAAUCGACUCAUUGCCUAAAUGUGCUAUCAUUUAUAAAAAUUACUUUACUUCUUUACAUCAGCAGCUUUUAUAGAAAUGUCCAUGUUGAUUAGAUAAUGGGAUCUGUUGUCCAGUUUUUCUUUGCAUUGUUUAAGAUCAGUUUCAAACAGUUGUUUCCUGACUGUUUGCGACCUGUUAAUAUUUGAUGACCAGAAAAUGUCUGCUACAAAAAAUGUCUCUGACGGGAGGCACAUGUCAAAUAUUUAUUUUGUAUGCAUAGCUAUUGUUUGUCUGAACUGUAAAAAUAUUACAUUUUCUAACAUGUUUUGGAUGCCUUAUAACGCAAUGUUGUACAUACUAAUCAUACUUUACUUUUGGUGCCAUCUCCCGGAGACAACGAAUACGCUGAACAUUGUUUUGGGUUUGUGACGUUUCAGAAAUAUUUGGAUAAAGAUUAAGAUAAGGUACAGGUGCAUGGGUGCGUAUUCAUACGUCAACAUUUUUUUUCAGUACAGAUUUUUAUUUGAAUAAAAAGUGCAUUUUUAGCUAGCAUACAGUAAUAUGUCAAACUGGAACUGAAUUUGUAAUAUGUAUUUACACCUAGGCUACCAGCAUACAUGAACCAAGCCACAAUCAAGACUGUAACCAAAUGUUGAGGGAAAUGGGACCCUUUGUAGCAUGCUGCAAUGAGAAACAAAUGGCUUUCACAGUUCUCCCAUCUUCUGACCUUCCUUAACUGUAACAAACAAACAACCCCCCCCCCAAAAAAACCCCAGCCCACAGCUUUCUGUGAUGUGCUCAUAUACUGUUAAAAUGUAUUCAAAUGCCUUCCUUUUUUUAAAAAUAAAAAGAUUUAAAUAGAGCGA